AUGUUCGAAAAAAAAGGAUUGAUCUUACUAUGUGAAACAACAGUUGAAACAACAGUCACCUCGAAUUGGGAAAUAACAAACAAAACUAACCUUAAAAUGAACAAACAAAAGGCCAACCUCAAAUUGCACGUUAAAAAAAGAAAAAUCACAACCAAAGUCCAACGCCGAAUAAGUUGGAAAUCAAGGAAACAACGGGGAAAAGAGAUUAGAAACUCGUCAAGUCUUGAAAUGGGAAGAAUUUCAUCAACAGUAACAGUAAAGGAUUGUUAUAUAAAAGUGGCUGGAGAUCUUUCUGAUCUCUUUUGGGUUUAA
This is a messenger RNA of Cetraspora pellucida, 312 nucleotides long. Lineage: Eukaryota; Fungi; Glomeromycota; Glomeromycetes; Diversisporales; Gigasporaceae. The record is from the annotation of a GenBank genome assembly.